AUGGAGCUGCUUCAGAUCGAGAAGGAGCUCAAGGACGAAGCUUGUAGAGAAUCCCUUAGAGUUGCCAAUGAGGAGCGCAAGAAGCUCAAGGCCGAAGCUGCGCAGAUUAGGGCUCCGGAGCGCAAGAUCCUAUUUGAUGGUCACAAUGGAACUGCUGUUGCUAUUUAUGCCAAGGAGAAUAUUCUAAACAACAUUUUAAGUGUAAUUCCUUCAGAUCUUAACAGAGAUGAGUGGAUAGCAGCAUUGCCCAGGGCUUUGGUUGCAGGAUUUGUGAAAACUGACAAAGAAUUUCAACAGAAAGGUAUAUUGACUAUCUUUUUUUGGGAGAUUAUGUUGAUAGAGGACAGCACAGCUUGGAAACCAUUACCUUGCUGCUUGCACCUAAGAUUGAGUAUCCUGAGAAUGUUCACCUGAUACGUGGUAACCAUGAAACUGCUGACAUAAAUGCACUA
Messenger RNA from Arachis ipaensis, 452 nucleotides. Lineage: Eukaryota; Viridiplantae; Streptophyta; Magnoliopsida; Fabales; Fabaceae. The record is from RefSeq and is a predicted model, not a curated record.